Molecule: messenger RNA, 1239 nt
Organism: Urocitellus parryii (Arctic ground squirrel)
Lineage: Eukaryota; Metazoa; Chordata; Mammalia; Rodentia; Sciuridae
Gene: Esd
Product: esterase D
Biological process (GO): formaldehyde catabolic process
Cellular component (GO): cytosol
Molecular function (GO): S-formylglutathione hydrolase activity
Source: RefSeq, a predicted model, not a curated record
AUGUUGAGGCCCCGCCCUCCCCUCCCUGCCGCGUCUUGCGUCCCCACCGGUACCCCUGCMGCAGCCGUAGAUUUUGAACUAUUUGAAGAUACAUAAAGAGAUAUCUUGGGGAUGGAACCAAAACAGAAUUCCCUUCUGUUUCAUAUUCCUCAUAUACAAAGCCCAGAGGAUCAUCUGCCCUUCAUUGCAGACUAAAAAGCAAGUAGCAAUUGGACAGGAAAAGAAUGGCAUUGAAACAGAUUUCCAGCAACAAGUGCUUUGGAGGAUUGCAGAAAGUAUUUGAACAUGACAGUGUUGAGCUGAAGUGCAAAAUGAAAUUUGCUAUCUACUUACCACCAAAGGCAGAAAGUGGAAAGUGCCCUGCACUGUAUUGGUUGUCUGGUUUAACUUGCACAGAACAGAAUUUUAUAUCAAAAUCUGGUUAUCAUCAAGCUGCCUCAGAACAUGGCCUUGUUGUCAUUGCUCCAGACACCAGCCCUCGUGGCUGCAAUAUUAAAGGGGAAGAUGAGAGCUGGGACUUUGGCACUGGUGCUGGGUUUUAUGUGAAUGCCACUGAAGAUCCUUGGAAGACUAACUACAGAAUGUACUCUUACGUAACGGAGGAGCUUCCACAACUCAUAAAUGCCAAUUUUCCAGUGGACCCACAAAGGAUGUCUAUUUUUGGCCACUCUAUGGGAGGUCAUGGAGCUCUGAUUUGUGCUUUGAAAAAUCCUGGAAAAUAUAAAUCUGUGUCAGCAUUUGCGCCAAUUUGCAACCCAGUGCAUUGUCCUUGGGGCAAAAAAGCCUUUAGCGGAUAUUUGGGAACAGAUGAAAAUAAAUGGAAGGCAUAUGAUGCGACGUAUCUUGUAAAGUCCUAUCCAGAUUCUCAGCUUGACAUACUGAUUGAUCAAGGGAAAGAUGACCAGUUUUUGCUAGAUGGACAGCUACUCCCUGAACAUUUCAUUUCUGCCUCUUCAGAAAAGAAAAUCCCUGUUGUUUUUAGAUUACAGGAGGGUUAUGAUCAUAGCUACUACUUCAUUGCAACCUUUAUUGCUGAUCACAUUAGACAUCAUGCAAAAUACCUGAAUGCAUGAAAAUCUUCUGAUAAGAGAAUCUCUUCAAGAUUAUAAAAAUCAUAAUAAAGAGAAUUGCCGAGGGAAAAUAUUUCAAAACAUUGGAUUUCAUAAUGCUAAGACUUCGUUGUACAAUUGAUUUACCUGAAUAAAUAUAAAUAAAAGUCACUUCAGAAUUAAAAAGUUA